GGUGACGUCACACGGCCGUUACGGCGCUCGGGCGUCUUGGCGCGCGCGGUUUAAAACCAGAUCCGGAGACGCUGAAGGCAAGAUGGGACCUCCCUGCCCAGAGACCCGUGGACACCCUCACAGUGCCUCCUCACCUUCGGAACGGGUGUUCUCAAUGCCUCUGCCCAAGAAGGCCCCUCUCAAUACUCCUGGCACCCCAGUCCUUGAAGACUUUCCUCAGAAUGACGACGAAAAGGAGAGAUUGCAGCGGAGGCGCUCCAAGGUCUUUGACCUGCAGUUCAGCGCAGACUCGCCUCAUUUGUUAGCCUCCCCCUCCAGUAGAAGUAUUGAUGUUUCAGCUACUAUCCCUAAGUUUACGAACACACAGAUUACAGAACAUUACUCCACCUGUAUCAAACUAUCCACUGAAAAUAAAAUCACAACCAAGAAUGCUUUUGGUUUGCACUUGAUUGAUUUUAUGUCAGAGAUUCUUAAACAGAAGGACACAGAACCAACCAACUUUAAAGUGGCUGCUGGUACUCUGGAUGCCAGCACCAAGAUCUAUGCUGUGCGUGUAGAUGCCGUCCAUGCUGACGUAUACAGAGUCCUUGGAGGGCUAGGCAAAGAUGCACCAUCUCCGGAAGAAGUAGAGGGCUAUGAUGCAGAGGGAAGUGCUACUGAAACAGGAACAACCAAAAAGCCUCCAAAGCCAAAGAAGAAGCAUUUAUACAAAACCAUUGAGCAGAAUAUAAACAACCUCAAUGUCUCUGAAGCAGAUCGAAAGUGUGAGAUUGAUCCCAUGUUUCAGAAGACUGCAGCUUCAUUUGAUGAGUGUAGCACAGCAGGGGUAUUUCUCUCUACCCUCCACUGCCAUGACUAUACAAGUGAACUGCUUUUUCCUUCUGAUGUCAAGACUCUCCCCGCUGGAGAACCUCUUGAGGUGCCAGAUUUAGGUUGGGUAGAAAUGACAGAUUUAAAAGUGCCCUUGCAGCAGUGUGCGGAAGAUCGCCAGAUCUGCCCUUCCCUGGCCGGAUUCCAGUUUACUAAAUGGGAUAGUGAGACACAUAAUGAGUCUGUGUCGGCCCUGGUAGACAAGUUUAAGAAGAAUGACCAGGUAUUUGACAUCAAUGCCGAGGUUGAGGAGAGUGACUGUGGGGACUUCCCCAAUGGGCCCCUGGAGGACGACUUUGAUGCCAACGAUGAACCUGACCACCCUGCAGCUGGGGAUCACGAGGAGUUCAGGAGCUGGAAGGAGCCCUCCCAGGUUCAAAGCUGCCAGGAAGAAACGAUUUCUCUUGGAGAUGGAGAUAUUAGGACCAUGUGCCCUCUUCUCUCCAUGAAACCUGGAGAAUAUUCCUAUUUCAGUCCCCGGACCAUGUCGAUGUGGGCUGGCCCGGAUCACUGGCGCUUCAGGCCUCGACGCAAACAAGAUGCUCCCUCCCAAUCGGAGAACAGAAAAAGGAGUACAAAGAAAGAUUUUGAAAUUGACUUUGAAGAUGAUAUUGACUUUGAUGUAUAUUUUCGAAAAACAAAGGCUGCUAUUAUUCUGGCCAAGUCCACCUUGGAGAACCAGAAUUGGAAGGCCACCACUCUUCCUACAGAUUUCCACUAUGAUGUCGAUACUCUUGUCCAGCUUCAUCUCAAACCAGGCACAAGGUUACUUAAGAUGGCUCAGGGCCAGAAGACAGAGACUGAGCAUUAUGAAGAAAUUGAAGACUAUAAUUACAACAACCCUAAUGACACCUCCAACUUUUGCCCUGGAUUACAGGCUGCUGACAGUGAUUAUGAAGAGUCAGAUAACUUAUUUGUGGGACCAGCUGGGACCUUCGACAUCACAUCUUAUCCUUGUCAUCCAUCUAAGACAACACAAGAGAACAAUGACAAUCCUGAAGUCCAAGGAUUAGAUAUCACAACAUAUGGGGAGUCAAAUCUUGUAGCUAAGCCUCAGAAGGUGAAUAAAAUUGAAAUUCAGUAUGCCAAGACUGCCAAAAAGAUGGACAUGAAGAAGUUGAAGAAGAGCAUGUGGAGUUUGCUGACAGAGUUCUCCAGAAAGGAAACAGAUACAGAGGCAAACCACAGUGGAGCUGGAAAAGAAGGGGCCCCAGUGGAGGUGGCUGGCGAGAAGAUGCUCAGUGGGCUCACAAAGGACCUGCAGAAGAGCCUGCCCCCUGUUAUGGCUCAGAACCUCUCCAUACCUCUGGCUUUUGCCUGUCUCCUGCAUUUAGCCAAUGAAAAGAAUCUAAAGCUGGAAGGAACAGAGGACCUUUCUGAUGUUCUUGUGAGGCAAGGAGAUUGAGUUCACUGCAGAGAAGUCAGCAGCAGCAGGCCCAUCACUUGCAGUGGCCAGGACAUCCCUGCUCCGGGUGAAGGAAGAUGCGGUGGGCUUGUGGCAAGGCCGUGGCCGGCUACCAAAGUGCCAGUUUGUCUGUUUCUCUUCCCGGUCUCCAUUACUGUCUGGGUACCGCACUCUGAAGUCUAUCCUUGACUGAUUAGUUUCUGCCCUAUGGUGACCACCUAGGAGGGAAGCGGGUGGAGGGCAGAGUGGGUAAAGGUUCUGUUCUGGAUUAUGAAAACCUAUAUCCAUUCUCUAUAUUGAUGUAUAGUUUUAGUCUCCUAAAUUGAUGUUUGUUUUUCAAACUUUACUCUUGUAUAAAAUAAUUUUUCAGUAGGCACUUAAUGCUGUCCUUAAAGAGCAACCUAACCCAUGUACAUAAAAUACAUCACUUGUACACUUGUAAAUGUAUAUAUGAUGCUUAAAAAUAAAAUCAUUCUCAAUAAUA
Molecule: messenger RNA, 2759 nt
Organism: Lemur catta (Ring-tailed lemur)
Lineage: Eukaryota; Metazoa; Chordata; Mammalia; Primates; Lemuridae
Gene: NCAPH
Product: non-SMC condensin I complex subunit H
Exons: 18
Coding region: 83-2275 (730 amino acids)
Biological process (GO): mitotic chromosome condensation
Cellular component (GO): condensin complex
Molecular function (GO): chromatin binding
Source: RefSeq, a predicted model, not a curated record